GGCUACCCUUACCUGGAGUUUCACUGCCAUGGACUUAACCGAGGAUAGCGCUGUGGAAAUUAUCCUGUGCUGACCCACUUCUCCGCGCGGUUCUCUCUGCCUCCAUCCUUUGACGCCUUCUUUCAUUUCUGUCAGGUGUUGUCAGUGCUGAGAAACCAUGUCAGACAAAAUGUCCAGUUUCCUCCAUAUCGGGGACAUUUGCUCCCUGUAUGCAGAGGGCUCCACCAGUGGAUUUAUCAGCACUUUAGGGCUUGUGGAUGAUCGCUGUGUGGUACAACCAGACACAGGUGACCUCAACAACCCCCCAAAGAAAUUCAGAGACUGCCUUUUCAAACUGUGUCCUAUGAACAGAUACUCAGCACAGAAACAGUUCUGGAAGGCUGCAAAACCUGGAGGCAACAGCACCACUGAUACAGUCCUCCUAAAUAAACUUCAUCAUGCUGCUGACCUUGAGAAGAAGCAGAAUGAGUCUGAAAACCGCAAGCUGCUGGGAACAGUUAUCCAGUAUGGAAAUGUCAUUCAGUUGCUGCACUUGAAAAGCAAUAAAUACCUGACAGUGAACAAGCGCUUGCCUGCGCUGUUGGAGAAGAAUGCCAUGAGAGUAACUCUGGACUCGGCCGGAAACGAGGGAUCCUGGUUCUACAUCCAGCCCUUCUACAAGCUCAGAUCCCUGGGAGACAGUGUGGUGAUUGGAGAUAAAGUAGUCCUUAAUCCCGUGAAUGCUGGACAGCCUCUACAUGCCAGCAGCCAUCAGCUAGUUGACAACCCAGGGUGCAAUGAGGUUAAUUCUGUGAAUUGCAACACAAGUUGGAAAGUUGUUCUAUUCAUGAAAUGGAGCGACAACAAGGAAACGAUACUCAAGGGGGGCGAUGUAGUGCGGUUGUUCCAUGCAGAGCAGGAGAAGUUUCUCACUUGUGACGACUACAGGAAGAAGCAAUAUGUUUUUCUUAGAACAACCGGCCGGCAAUCUGCCACUUCUGCCACAAGCAGCAAAGCACUGUGGGAAGUUGAGGUGGUUCACCAUGACCCAUGUAGGGGCGGUGCAGGCUACUGGAACAGCCUUUUCAGGUUUAAACAUUUGGCCACAGGGUGCUAUUUGGCUGCUGAGGUGAAUCCAGACUUUGAGGAGGAGAAUGCUGAGCAGCGGCCCUCUGUGGUGGACUUUACACCCUUUAAUUUCCAGCUGGAUGGAGAUAAUGAAGCGUUACGUGGCCGCCUGCGGGGUCCACAGGAGAAAAUCAUGUACACUUUGGUGCCUGUUCCUGAUGGUAUGGAUAUUUCCUCCAUCUUUGAGCUGGACCCUACCACUCUGAGAGGCGGGGACUCCAUGGUGCCCAGGAGCUCCUAUGUGAGGCUAAGACACCUGUGCACCAACACAUGGGUUCAUAGCACCAACAUCCCCAUUGACAAAGAAGAGGAGAAACCUGUUAUGCUAAGGAUUGGAACAUCAGCAGUAAAGGAAGACAAAGAAGCAUUUGCUAUUGUCCCAGUGCCGCCAGCAGAAGUGCGUGAUUUAGACUUUGCUAACGAUGCAAGUAAAGUGUUGGCGUCCAUUGCUGGCAAGCUGGAAAAGGGUACCAUUACCCAAAAUGAAAGGAGGUUUGUGACAAAGCUCCUGGAAGAUUUAGUUUUCUUUGUAGUAGAUAUCCCCAACAGUGGGCAGGAUGUUUUGGAGAUCAUGGUCAACAAACCCAACAGGGAAAGACAGAAACUCAUGAGAGAGCAGAAUAUUCUUAAACAGAUUUUCAAACUUCUCCAAGCCCCUUUCACAGACAGUGGUGAUGGUCCCAUGCUGCGACUGGAAGAGCUGGGAGACCAGCGCCAUGCGCCAUUUAGACAUAUUUGCAGGCUUUGCUACAGAGUGCUCCGCCAUUCCCAGCAGGAUUACAGAAAGAACCAAGAAUAUAUAGCCAAACAAUUUCGCUUCAUGCAGAAACAGAUAGGAUAUGACGUGUUGGCAGAAGACACAAUAACAGCUUUGCUUCACAACAACCGAAAGCUGCUGGAGAAGCACAUAACUGCUGCUGAGAUAGACACAUUUGUCACUCUAGUGAGGAAGAACCGGGAACCCAGGUUUCUGGACUACCUGUCAGAUCUCUGUGUGUCCAUGAACAAAUCCAUCCCUGUGACACAGGAGCUCAUCUGCAAUGCAGUACUAGACUGUAGCAAUGCUGACAUCCUCAUUGAAACCAAGUUGGUUCUGUCGAGGUUUGAGAUUGAGCUGGCGACGAAUGGGGAGAAUCCAGUGGAGGCAGAAGAUGAAGAGGAGGUGUGGCUCUUCUGGAAAGAUAACUCUAAGGAGAUCCGGAGUAAGAGCAUCCGGGAGUUGGCCCAGGAUGCAAAGGAAGGCCAGAAGGAGGAUCAGGAGGUGGUCAGCUACUACAGGUGCCAGCUGAACCUUUUUGCCCGGAUGUGUCUGGACCGUCAAUACUUGGCCAUCAACAAGAUCUCCGGUCAGCUGGACGUAGAUUUGAUCCUGCGCUGCAUGUCGGAUGAAGACCUGCCCUAUGACUUGAGAGCAUCUUUCUGCCGUCUGAUGCUGCACAUGCAUGUGGAUCGUGACCCUCAGGAGCAGGUCACACCUGUCAAAUAUGCUCGUCUGUGGUCUGAGAUUCCAUCUAAAAUCGCUAUUGAUGACUAUGACAACGAUGGAACCACACGGGAUGAGAUCAAAGAGCGCUUCAGCCUCACCAUGGAUUUUGUGGAGAACUACCUGAGAGAGGUGGUUUCCCAGAAUAUUCCCUUCUCUGACAAGGAGAAAAACAAGCUUACGUUUGAGGUUGUGAACCUGGCGAGGAACCUCAUAUACUUUGGUUUCUACAACUUUAGUGACCUGCUUCGACUGACAAAGAUCUUACUAAACAUUUUAGACUGUGUACAUGUCAGCACCAUUUACCCCAUCAACAAGAUUGAGAAGGAAGAGGAAAACAAAGGUGGCAGUAAUGUGAUGAAGUCCAUUCAUGGAGUUGGGGAGCUGAUGACCCAGGUGGUGCUGCGAGGAGGCGGUUUGCUGCCCACCACACCAACUCAUCAGCCUGAGGGUGAUGUGGUUAAAACUCAAACUGAACCGGAGAGAGAAGAUAUCAUGGUCAUGGACACAAAGCUCAAGAUCAUUGAGAUUCUGCAGUUCAUUUUGAAUGUACGGCUAGACUACAGGAUAUCCUGCCUGCUCUGCAUUUUCAAACGCGAGUUUGAUGAGAACAACCCACAAGGAGACAACGCUGCCACUCAGAAUGGAUCCAAUAAUAUCACAAGUCCAAUGCCAGGAAAUUUUGACUUUGAGAAUAUAGAGGAACAGGCAGAAGGGAUCUUUGGAGGAAGUGAAGAAAACACUCCACUAGACCUGGAUGACCAUGGUGGUCGCACCUUUCUAAGGGUCCUCCUGCAUCUAACAAUGCAUGACUACCCACCCCUCGUGUCUGGAGCUCUUCACCUGCUGUUCAGACACUUCAGUCAGAGGCAGGAGGUCCUUAUGGCCUUCAAACAAGUCCAGUUGCUGGUGACCAGUCAGGAUGUUGACAACUACAAGCAGAUCAAGUCAGAUUUGGACCAGUUGCGUUCUAUUGUGGAGAAAUCUGAACUGUGGGUUUACAAAAGGCAAGGAGAAGAUGGGAUGGAUGGAGAUGGACCCUCCGAGUCUGACAACAAAAAGAAGGGAGAUUCAGACAAGAAGAUGACUGAAAGCACCAGCAGUUACAACUACAGAGUUGUAAAAGAGAUCCUGCUGCGCCUCAGUAAGCUGUGUGUCCAGGAGGGAAGCUCAGGGAAAAAGAGCAAGAAACAGCAGCAGAGGCUGCUGAGGAACAUGGGAGCUCACAGUGUGGUGCUAGAACUCCUACAGAUCCCCUAUGAGAAGGGUGAGGAUGUACGAAUGCAGGAGAUCAUGAAACUGGCCCACGAGUUUCUGCAGAAUUUCUGUGCAGGGAACCAGCAGAACCAGGCUCUUCUCCACAAGCAUAUCAACUUAUUUCUUAACCCGGGGAUCCUUGAGGCUGUCACCAUGCAGCACAUCUUCAUGAAUAACUUCCAGCUGUGCAGUGAGAUUAAUGAGCGUGUGGUUCAGCACUUUGUCCACUGUACUGAGUCACAUGGUCGACAUGUCCAGUAUCUCAAGUUUCUGCAAACCAUUGUCAAGGCCGAGAACAAGUUCAUCAAGAAGUGUCAGGACAUUGUCAUGGCAGAGCUGGUGAACUCCGGUGAGGAUGUAUUGGUGUUCUACAACGACCGUGCCUCUUUUCAGACGCUUGUCCAGAUGAUGCGCUCAGAGCGGGAUCGCAUGGAUGAAAACAGUCCCUUAAUGUACCACAUACACCUGGUUGAACUGCUGGCCGUUUGCACUGAGGGCAAGAAUGUCUACACGGAGAUCAAGUGCAACUCUCUGCUGCCCCUGGAUGAUAUUGUGCGGGUCGUCACCCAUGAAGACUGUAUUCCUGAGGUGAAGAUUGCCUAUAUCAACUUCCUGAACCACUGCUAUGUGGAUACAGAGGUGGAGAUGAAGGAGAUUUAUACAUCCAACCACAUGUGGAAGCUGUUUGAGAACUUCCUGGUGGACAUUUGUAGGGUGUGCAACAACACCAGUGACAGGAAGCAUGCGGAUACCAUGCUGGAGCGUUAUGUAACUGAAACAGUCAUGAGCAUUGUCACAUGUUUCUUCAGCUCUCCUUUUUCUGACCAGAGCACAAGCCUGCAGACCCGCCAGCCAGUUUUUGUGCAGCUGCUUCAAGGAGUGUUUAGGGUUUACCACUGUAACUGGCUUAACCCUCUCCAGAAGGCCUCAGUUGAGGCUUGCAUUAAAGUGCUGUCAGACGUGGCUAAAAGCAGAGCCAUUGCUAUCCCAGUGGACCUGGACAGUCAGGUGAACAACUUGUUUGUCAAGUCUAACAAUGUUGUGCAGAAAAGCAUCCUCAACUGGAGACUAUCUGCUAAAAACACAUCGAGACGAGACUCUGGCCUGACCACCUCAAAAGACUAUAGAAACAUCAUUGAGAGGCUGCAGGACAUCGUGUCGGCCCUUGAGGACCGCUUGCGACCACUGGUCCAGGCUGAGCUCUCUGUGCUGGUGGAUGUCCUGCAUCGUCCGGAGCUACUCUUCCCUGAGAACACAGAAGCUCGCAAGAAAUGUGAAAGCGGAGGAUUCAUAUCAAAACUGAUCAAACACACCAAGCAGUUGCUGGAAGAGAAUGAGGAGCGCCUGUGCAUCAAAGUACUGCAGACACUGAGGGAAAUGAUGUCAAAAGAUCGGGGCUAUGGGGAGAAGCUGAUUGCCUUUGAUGAUGAAAUGGAUGUGGCUGAGCUGGCACCUCCACCUGAACCUGAAAUCCCUGCCGAGGAGCUUGAUCCCAACCAGCCACUGAAGCAACUGGAGGAUCAAAGGAGGGGUGAGGCUCUGCGGCAGAUUUUGGUCAAUCGAUACUAUGGUAAUAUCAAAGCUGGCCAGAGGAGAGAGAGCCUCACAACCUUCAGUAACGGCCCACUCACACCAGGAGCACAAGGGAAAUCACCUACAGUUGUCAGCUCUGGGGUCGGAGGUCGAGGGGAGCUGAGCUUGGCGGAGGUCCAGUGCCACCUGGACAAAGAAGGGGCUUCUGAUCUGGUCAUUGACCUCAUCAUGAACGCCACCAGCGAUCGGAUUUUCCAAGAGAGCAUAUUGUUAGCCAUCGCACUCCUGGAGGGUGGAAACACAGUCAUUCAGCGGUCAUUCUACCAUCGUUUAACAGGGGACAACAAGUCUGAGAAAUUCUUUAAAGUGUUUUAUGAGCGGAUGAAGCUGGCCCAGCAGGAGAUCAAAGCCACUGUGACAGUCAAUACCAGCGACCUGGGCAGCAAGAAGAAGGAUGAGGAGCCACCAGACAAAGACACACCAGCGCGUAAGAAAGUGAAAGAUAUGCCAGUCGUGGCAAUGGUGACGGAGGAAGUGAAGGAGCAGCUAGUUGAAGCCUCUGCGGUCACCAAGAAGGCCUUCACGACCUACCGCCGUGAGGCCGAAGCCGAAGAGCACCAAGCUGCGGCUGAUGGCUCUCCUGUCCCAACUGCUGAUAAGAGCCAGGAGGAGGGCGAGAUGAGCGUCACCAUCACUAUCAUGCAGCCCAUCUUGCGCCUCAUGCAGCUGCUGUGUGAGAACCACAACAGAGAUCUGCAGAAUUUUCUACGCAACCAGAAUAACAAGAACAACUAUAACCUGGUGUGUGAGACACUUCAGUUCCUGGACUGCAUCUGUGGCAGCACUACAGGAGGACUGGGACUUCUGGGACUCUACAUCAACGAGAAGAAUGUAGGACUCAUCAACCAGACUGUGGAGAGCCUCACUGAGUACUGCCAAGGCCCCUGCCACGAGAACCAGAACUGCAUUGCCACACAUGAGUGUAACGGUAUUGACAUCAUCAUUGCUCUCAUCCUGAACGAUAUCAACCCUCUUGGGAAGAAGAGGAUGGAUCUGGUGUUGGAACUCAAAAAUAAUGCCUCCAAGCUCCUCCUUGCAAUUAUGGAGAGUCGCCAUGACAGCGAGAAUGCAGAGAGGAUACUGUACAAUAUGAGACCUAAAGAGCUGGUGGAGGUGAUCAAAAAGGCCUACAUGCAGGGAGAGAUAGAGGUUGAGGAGCCGCAGGAGGGUGAGGAUGGAGAGGAGGAGCACUCUGCAUCUCCACGCAAUGUUGGUCAUAAUAUCUAUAUCUUGGCACAUCAGUUAGCCCGCCACAACAAGGAGCUGCAGGCUAUGUUAAAGCCAGGAGGGACAUAUGGAGAAGGCGAUGAAGCCCUGGAGUUCUAUGCCAAACACACAGCUCAGAUUGAGAUUGUACGGCUGGAUCGCACUAUGGAGCAGAUAGUCUUUCCUGUGCCCAACAUCUGUGAGUUCCUCACUCAAGAAUCCAAGCUGCGUGUAUACUACACCACAGAGCGAGACGAGCAAGGUAGCAAGAUCAAUGACUUCUUCCUGCGCUCUGAGGAUCUCUUCAAUGAGAUGAAUUGGCAGAAGAAGCUGCGAGCCCAGCCCAUCCUUUAUUGGUGCUCCAGGAACAUGUCAUUCUGGAGCAGCAUCUCCUUCAACCUGGCUGUGCUCAUGAACCUCCUCGUAGCCUUCUUCUACCCCCUGGAAGGCGUCCGUGGAGGCACUCUGGAACCCCAUCUGUCUGCCCUGCUGUGGAUGGCCAUGCUGGUUUCUCUGGCUAUUGUCAUAGUGCUGCCUCAGCCUCAUGGUAUCAGGGCACUUAUUGCCUCCACCAUCCUGCGCCUAAUCUUCUCUGUGGGCCUCGAGCCCACAUUGCUUCUACUAGGGGCUUUUAAUUUGUGUAAUAAGGUCAUCUUCCUGAUGAGCUUUGUUGGAAACCGAGGAACCUUUACACGUGGAUACAAAGCCAUGAUUUUGGAUGUGGAGUUUCUGUACCACCUUCUCUACCUGAUUAUCUGCACUCUGGGGGUCUUUGUCCAUGUCUUCUUUUACAGUCUGCUACUCUUUGAUCUGGUAUACCGAGAAGAAACCUUGCUCAACGUAAUAAAGAGCGUCACACGCAAUGGCCGCUCAAUUGUUCUGACAGCCGUGUUGGCGCUUAUCCUCGUCUACCUCUUCUCCAUUGUGGGAUAUAUCUUUUUCAAGGACGACUUUAUUUUGGCUGUCGACAGGAUACCCAACAAAACACUCGAACAUGGAGCCAGUAUGGUGGGAGAGUUCUUUUCUAGUGGAGUGUGUCAGAAGGAAAAUGGAGAAAACUGCUCAGCAGAGGCCGUGAUGGAUGCUUCCCUUGUUAUCCAGCCAUCAGCAGUGGUGAUUGAGGAUAAGGAGCGGACGUGUGAUUCCUUACUCAUGUGCAUUGUCACAGUAUUGAGUCACGGCCUCAGGAGUGGGGGAGGUGUUGGGGACGUCCUGCGGAAACCAUCCAAAGAGGAACCCCUGUUUGCAGCCAGAGUUAUCUACGACCUGCUCUUCUUCUUCAUGGUCAUCAUUAUUGUCCUCAACCUCAUCUUUGGUGUCAUCAUUGAUACAUUUGCUGACCUGAGAAGUGAGAAGCAGAAGAAAGAGGAAAUCCUGAAGACAACAUGUUUUAUUUGCGGUUUGGAAAGAGAUAAAUUUGACAACAAGACAGUCACCUUUGAAGAGCACAUCAAAGUUGAGCACAACAUGUGGCACUACUUGUUCUUCAUUGUACUGGUGAAGGUCAAGGACUCAACAGAGUAUACUGGCCCAGAAAGCUAUGUGGCUGAAAUGAUCCGGGAGCACAACUUGGACUGGUUUCCAAGAAUGAGGGCCAUGUCCUUGGUCAGCAGCGAUGCAGACGGGGAACAAAAUGAGAUCAGAAACCUGCAGGAGAAACUGGAGUCCACCAUGAAACUGGUGUCCAACCUCUCAGGCCAGCUGACUGAGCUCAAAGAACAGAUGACAGAGCAGAGGAAGCAGAAGCAGCGGAUCGGCCUUUUGGGACACCCUCAGCACAUGAACGUCAACCCCCAGCAGCCUGCGUAAGGUCGAGCAACACGGCCCCGGAGCGUCUCAGCACUGGCUUCGUGCCCGGAUGGAGCGUGCACUCCUCACACCGAGGUUGCACAUAAUGUAUACUGCACUGAGUGUAACUUAUAACGGUAGGGAAACACUGUAACAUAGGUAGUCAUAAGGCGAUGUGUAGCUCUACCCCACCACGCAUGUGUUACUCUAGAACGUAACACUCACCCACCUCAUUCUGUUCAGGCCUGUCAGAAUUGGUGCCAAAUGUUUCGUAGGUAGAAAUAAUUUGGAUUUCUCAACACAUGGCCUUCACUGGUUGAACUUGAAACAUGAAAAAGCUGACUAGAAAGGAGGGCAUAGUCCCAUUUGUUGUUCUUUUUUUUUAUUUUAUUGUUUUAUAUUUAUAUUUCUAGCAUAAUGAGCAGUAUUACACGUCUUAUUUUUGUAUGUUGUGCAAUAUAUUAACUUAAUAUGCAACCUCAUUGGUGUGUUGAUCGAAUUUCCAUCAGUUAUGUCUUAUUUAAAAGCACGACCCAAUGUUUUGUCUCUGGAUAAAAUAGGGCACUGUUGGUUGUCUGUACUUACACACAAAUAGAGAUAAUAUUUAAUAAGCUGGCCUUCUCAGUUUUACUCUUUUCUUUUAUUUCUUGAAAAUGUGCAUACUUCUUGAGGGGCAACUGCACUCAAUAUAGAUAGCAUAUUGUUUGAGAGCAAUAUAUACAGAUAGUUUACUGUCACCUGUGUAAAUCCAACAGCGUCAUAUCUCAGUGCUAACUAAUUUUAUGAUAUAUUUGCUUUCUUAUUUAACUGGGUUGUAAAGGACAUUUAGUGCCACUCAUGCUAAUCUUGGCUCAGGAGUUGUCAUUUUUACAAUAAUAAAUGUUAUGAUUAUAAUUUCUCCAGUUUUUGCAGCAGACUUCUUCCAUUUGUGCCUGUUUUUGGUCCUCGAGUUAAGUCUCAGACGUCUUUGCUGCUUGUGCUGAGUCACUUUUAUUUUUACCAAAACACAUUAGUUGCUACUGUUAGACUUAUCUCCUUUUUGGACUAUUGUGUGUACAUAAAAUUUGUUGCUUACCUUUGCUUUUGUAUAGAAAAAGGACAUGGAGGGAAAAAAACUGUUAUUCAUGAAUAUUACUAUUACAUUUAAAAAAUUAGGCACUGUCAAUUUGUAUACUGGAGUAGAAUUAUUUAUUAAAAUUGAUGUAAUUAUCCUUUA
Messenger RNA from Archocentrus centrarchus (flier cichlid), 9650 nucleotides. It is a transcript of the gene itpr1b, whose product is annotated as inositol 1,4,5-trisphosphate receptor, type 1b. Bases 158 to 8455 code for a protein of 2765 amino acids. The record is from RefSeq and is a predicted model, not a curated record. The transcript has 62 exons. Gene Ontology annotation, biological process: calcium ion transmembrane transport. Gene Ontology annotation, molecular function: inositol 1,4,5 trisphosphate binding; inositol 1,4,5-trisphosphate-gated calcium channel activity. Lineage: Eukaryota; Metazoa; Chordata; Actinopteri; Cichliformes; Cichlidae. Gene Ontology annotation, cellular component: endoplasmic reticulum; membrane.